AUGGCGUUACUCCCCGGCCUCCCUGACCCGACCCUGGAACCGGUUCGUCGACCACAUUUCCGUGAGACUCGAGUUAAAAGGACGAGUCUCCUCAUGCUAUUGCUCAUGGUCAUGGCGGGCGGUUCAGGAGGGGUUCGUGACGGGCACAUUGACGAGUGUGCCGAGCAGAUCUCAGGAUGCCACUUCACACAGACCUGCUCAAACACAUGGGGUUCUUACCACUGCACUUGCCCACGGGGAUUCAGCUCCUCAGGACCGGGGCAGCCUUGUUUAGACGUCAACGAGUGCACGCUGCCCGAGAGAUGUCAGCACCGGUGCGAGAACACCAUCGGGAGCUUCAUGUGCUUGUGUCCACCGGGGUAUCGACUCAAUGCAAACAGAAGAACUUGUGACGAUAUCAACGAGUGCCGCGAGCAGGACGUGCAGUGUGGCCGAGACCAGCUUUGCUUCAAUCUUCGGGGUUCGUACAAGUGCGUGUCCGCCCCCUGCCCGCCCGAGUACCAGAGGGACCCAGCUACCGGGUCGUGCAUCCUGGACUGCCGAUGGGGUAAGAACAACUGCCCUCCCGGUGUGACGUAUGCCCACAUCCUGGCAUUCAAGACGGCCUCGCUCCCAGCUGGAAUACAGGCCUACCAGGACCUCGUGCGUCUCAUGGCCUACGAUCAGCAUGGGAGCCUCGUCCCGCAGACGCUGUUCAGUAUUAUCGAGAACGAAACAGGUGUCGCCUUCAGAAUUCGCCUUGAGGGUGGCAAAGGUAUACUGAGUACACUGGAUCCUCUUGCGGCAGGUCGAGAGUACAGGAUGGUUGUGGAGGCGGUGUCUUACGAUGAGGUUGAACACUUCAUCAAAUACUCAACCAGAUUCAUCAUCUUCCUUCACAUUUCACAAUACCCAUACUAAGCAAAGCGCUGCAGUGUAAUACUUAACAAUAGUUAGCAGUAGUACUAAUAACCUGACACUUUCUUUUUUAUUUCUCUUCAGUAAUGAUAGAGAUGAGACUUAUGGCUAGUAUUUAUUUUAGUGUGUCCUAAAGUUCUUUUUUUUUUCUUUUCGUAUUGCAGUAUCCUGUGACUGCUUGUUAGAGGUUGCAUUCGGGUGUUUUGAGUUCGAUGCUCGGGUUGCCUAAAUAGUGUUCUCUCGAGGUAUUUAAUGAUAUAUGUAAUGCCAGCGAUAUUCAACAUGUAUUGGCUAUUUACUUUGAUAGGAGAAUGAGAAAUUAAGUGAAUUUUUAACCAAUUGAAAAACGUAUAUGGGUUGAUUUGGUAGCUUAUAAUGCCCAUUUCCACAUCUACAUCACCCGAGAAAUGAAGUUUGUGAUUCAGACCGGUUUGUCACGCAGGAUAAAACUCUAACAGGGUACUGCAUGCGGUUUUAUAUAAAUGUGUAUAAAAAGUGUUUUUGUU
Messenger RNA from Penaeus vannamei (Pacific white shrimp), 1403 nucleotides. The record is from RefSeq and is a predicted model, not a curated record. Lineage: Eukaryota; Metazoa; Arthropoda; Malacostraca; Decapoda; Penaeidae.